AUGUUAUAUAGAUGGAAUUUCGGUCAUUAUCUUUCUGGUGCAUAUGGAUUUAUGCUUCAAACUUAUUCAAUACCAUUCUGUAAGUUUUGUUCAUUUUUAAAUUAUUUUACAGCACAAGUUUCAGCUUGGUUACGUGUUUUUAUUUGUCUUGAUCGAUAUUUAUCAUUAAGUCAUCGUCAUAAAACAUGGUUUAGUCAAUCAAGAAAUGUUCUUAUUAUUAUUAUAUUCAUCAUUAUAGUUUUUACUAUUAUUAAUUUUCAUUUUUUUUUAUUUGCUUGUUAUUAUAAUGAAGAUGGCACAAUGAAUGUGCAGGCUCAUCACUAUCAAAUAUAUCCAUUAUGGGAUUAUAUCAAUUUAGGUCUUUACAAUUGUGCACCAUUUAUUUUUAUGAUUGUAUUUACUAGUGGGCAACGUAAAAAACCAAAACCAAUACUUAAUUAUACUCUUGAAGUGAAUGUAUUUGAUAUUCUUAUAACAUCUCCAUCAACAUUAACUACACCAAAAUUCUCACAACAAAUCAGAGAAACUUAUUUGAUUAUGUUUUGGUUCAAUAGCAGUAAUGCAUCAACAGAAAGUGUCGAUGAAAAAUAUAAAUUUGUUACUUAUUAUCCAUUGACUCUUAUUAUUGUUGGUACUCUAUUCAAUUUUUUUACUUUUGCUAUUCUUUGGCGACCAAUUUUUCGAGAUACAAAAAAACGACCAACAAUUCAUUAUAUACGAACAAUAGCUAUCUUUGAUAUUCUUAUGUUAUAUGGAUGGAAUUUCGAUCAUUAUCUUUCUGGUGCAUAUGGAUUUAUGCUUCAAACUUAUUCAAUACCAUUCUGUAAAUUUUGUUCAUUUUUAAAUUAUUUUACAGCACAAGUUUCAGCUUGGUUACGUGUUUUUAUUUGUCUUGAUCGAUAUUUAUCAUUAAGUCAUCGUCAUAAAACAUGGUUUAGUCAAUCAAGAAAUGUUCUUAUUAUUAUUAUAUUCAUCAUUAUAGUUUUUACUAUUAUUAAUUUUCAUUUUUUUUUAUUUGCUUGUUAUUAUAAUGAAAAUGGCACAGUGAAUAUACAGGCUCGUCACUAUCAAAUAUAUCCAUUAUGGGAUUAUAUCAAUUUAGGUCUUUACAAUUGUGCACCAUUUAUUUUUAUGAUUGUAUUUAAUAUUGGUGUAAUAUAUCAUUUGAUUCAUCUUCGUCAAACAAGUACAAUUCGAAAAUCUCGAAUUCAACAUCGUUCUAUAUCAUUGACAUUAGUGAUUACAACAUUUCUCUUUUUAAUAAUGACCAUACCUGCUACAGUUUGUUUUGGAUUUUUUUUUUCUACUGCAGAUUCUUUUGUUUUACAUUUAUUUGAUUCAAUUCUGUACACAUAUCAUAUAUUAUCAUUUCCUAUAUAUUUGAUUACAUUUAAAGAAUUUCGGCAAGAAGUUUUUCUAUUGAUAAUUCCUUGCAAAUAA
This is a messenger RNA of Rotaria sp. Silwood1, 1440 nucleotides long. The record is from the annotation of a GenBank genome assembly. NCBI's taxonomy places the organism in Eukaryota, Metazoa, Rotifera, Eurotatoria, Philodinida, Philodinidae.